Molecule: messenger RNA, 2589 nt
Organism: Colletotrichum truncatum
Lineage: Eukaryota; Fungi; Ascomycota; Sordariomycetes; Glomerellales; Glomerellaceae
Source: RefSeq, a predicted model, not a curated record
AUGGCAGGGCCUAUCCAGGUCGGUGAUAUCGUCAAUAUAAGUAAGGUCUGUUGGGACCUAUACAAGUUCGGUUGGGAUAAUGAUUAUAACGCAACCAGGCAAUAUGCUGAGUUUGGUCGCGACGUUAGAGGUCUGGCCCAAAGCCUUGAUAUUCUUAGCCGUGUUGUGAUCCAGGCAGAUCAGUCUCUUCGCAGGGAUGGCUCAUUUACAAAGUCACUGCGAUGGGAUCCGUCGUCGCUGGGAGAGAUCAUCGGGGAUUACCUUGAUACGAUUAACGACUGCGUCGAACUUCUCAACAAAAACCACCGUUAUCGACUGAGUAGCGGUCCUGUGAAAAAUAUCGAAUUCAACGUCCUCGUCGCACCGGCUGCGGAUCGGCUCCGGGCGAGAAUAGCCCUUCACAACUCCAAGAUUCUUCACGUGCUAAAGCCAUUUGAGAUUGACCUUUUAUGUCGUGUGCGAGAGGACAUUCACAAAGUCCACCAGGACCUCGCCAAGCGCAUAGAAGCAGUGCAUGGAGACCUACAUCGCCUGAUUGGGGUUCUAGUCCCAGAUCUUGAGCAGGCCUUGGACCGGCAAGCGCACAGGGAAGUGCACACUCUUAACAUACCGCCAGUGUUGAAGGAGGGCCUCCAAAGAGCAUGGAUGAACCGGCCUGCAGAAGAUCCAGAGCCUACCCUCCAGGAGAUGACCGAUGCCUUUGUGCUUCACUAUGACAAGUCAACCGUCCAUUUCAUACCUGUUGGCAUUCUGGUCGAAGACAAGAUACCCCCCUUGGGGCAGUAUAUAAGUCUUCUGAAGUGUAUCUGGCUGAAGCAGCAUAUACGCGAGUCACAGCAACUCAACCAGGCUAUCCCCGGGGUAUCGCAUUGGCCGUCGUAUGUUCAAGAGCUUGAGGAUGGCCUCUCUGCGCAAUGUGGACGAUUUAAGGUGGACCUCGUACAACCCAGCCUGGCAGGCCUGACGCCAGAUAUGCUCGAAAUCUGGCCCGAAACAGAGGAGACGCCACUGGUAGAUGUGGUAACCAAAGAUGCUCUAAUGGAGCAAGUUCUCGACAUUCAACUACAAGGAUCCACCGCCAACGUCCAGAGAAAACUCCAGGUGCUUCGACGAAUGGGUGCAGAAGGCAGACGUUUCAGAAUAAACAUCUCUGGUGUCGAACAGGGGAGUUCGAGGGCUGCACGUCGCCAAGCCGAAACCAUCGAUUUCGACAUCACCACUGUCGUUCUGAAUCCACUGUACGCAGUGCCUUCCAUGCUGGGGUCCGGGGCGUUAGACAUGAUUCUACGGAAAGAUGAGCGAAUCGCCAGACUAUCUUUCUUGAGUAUCAAAGACCUUGUCAAAUUCCAGCAGGCCGUGACGGGGUUCAAAGUCUUUGAUAACUAUUGCCAGUAUAACGCCAUGGUCAGUUUCGUCGUCUCUGGAAGGGAUGAGCCCUUUGUGGAAGACGCUUGUGUUCAGUUUUGGAUUCCGAAGCAGCUCGACGGCCAACUCGUGACCAACAACGAAGCAGUUGUGAGGGAGAACUCUUUACCUGCAACAUCAUCGACUUCGAGGCAAAGCACUAUCCGUAGCCUUUGGGGUUCCCCCGACAACCUUACGGCAAGCCCCACGGAAACGACACCCAUGUGGAACGGUUUCGGGUCCCCAGCAGGACCUUCGUCGCGUAACCCUUCGGUAUCAUCAGCUUCUACGCUCGGCGGUUUGAGCCCCUUGGGCAACCGGCCACCCAUGUCUAUACCACGACGGCCUGUAGGGUCUGGAAGCACACAGGGUUCAGGCUCUCCUCCCGUUGGUAAUCGGCAAACGGGAAUGGCGUCUUCGCCAUCUAGUCCUCGAUCCUCCAGCUUGUUCCCGGGGUCAUGGCAGUCCGCUGCCAGACGGCCGUCUAUUUCCACCCUCAAUACUCAUCCAGACCGAACCUUCAGCGUGUCAAGCAACGUUUCCACGACACCGUCGCUGUCGCCAUCCAACAACAGCUCAGGAAACAGCGAGGCUCACACACUUACGGUGAGCAUCGGCGGGAACACGACCGGAACCGUACACCGGCGGCCACCGAAGCCGAUGAUUGUCCUAUAUACCCAGAACCGGGCAACCAGGAGACUGGCCCUGGUGACGGUGGAUAUUGACGAAGAUACCGAGGUCAACCCGGACCGGUGCAACUGCAGGCGGUCCGGAAAGGAUGGGGCGUCGUGCACGAUUGCCUCCAUCGAGCAGAAACGGGGCACGGAGAACAUGGCAGCACGGCGAUAUGAGAGCCGCAACGGAGACACGGACUGGAACUUGGCCAAGCUGGCUCUUGGGCAACGGGGCGAGAGGGAAUACGCUGCCGCCAAUUGGAAGAACGUCCGAAGAAUCAGCAUCAUGUUCACGGCCCCGGGAGAGCGAGCAAAGUUCUCGGGGACCCCCAACAUGUGCCAAUGCGGAACGCGGACGGAAGCAGAGCUCGCCGGGUGCCUCAAGAAGCAGCACAAGGGACACUUGGGUCUGGUGCGAGAGUUUGGGCGACAACAACUGCACAAUUAUCAUCAAGCAAGGUUCGCGUCGCAGCAGGACGUGGUGCGUGGGAUGAGGGAUGACUAUCGAUAG